Molecule: messenger RNA, 1812 nt
Organism: Betta splendens (Siamese fighting fish)
Lineage: Eukaryota; Metazoa; Chordata; Actinopteri; Anabantiformes; Osphronemidae
Gene: slc66a1
Product: solute carrier family 66 member 1
Exons: 8
Coding region: 236-1159 (307 amino acids)
Source: RefSeq, a predicted model, not a curated record
GUAAACGCCUUUCGCUUUACAGGUACAGGCGGAACAAAGCUGUUUACUGUUGUGGUCGUUGCUAGCUGGCUAAGUGGCUAACCGCGGCUUUGGUUCAAUUCUUGUUCCUGCUGCAGCUUCAUACACAGCAUAAAUGUGCCGUCACUAUAUUUAUCUGUCAGUGCCUUGAUCUAAUUAGCGGACUACAUUUAAAUGUGGACCCGAAGUAAACCUAAACCCUUCUCUCCAGGCAAACAUGUGGACGGAUGGAGUGCUCUCGCGGGGCUCCUUAGGUGGGACCAGUCAAGGGAACCUCAGCUCUUUGUGUCCUAAUGGGUCCCAGUGGGUCUGGGAAGGACUUGGGGAAUGCGCCCAGGAUGCUCGGGACAUGGCCAGUGUGUACUUAGGCCUCAUGUCCAUCGUCUUCUUUAUGGUGUCUUCACUUCCGCAGUACUACAGCUCGUGUAAAACAGGGAACAUGGACAGUGCCCUUUCUAUUUGGUUUUUGCUGCUGUGGCUGGCAGGUGACACGUGCAAUCUGAUUGGCUCCUUCUUGGCAGACCAGCUCCCACUUCAGACCUACACAGCAAUUUAUUACGUCUUUGCUGACUUGUUAAUGCUCUCUAUGUACUGUUACUACAAGAUGAGGCACAAAGUGGCUGAAAGAAGGAGGGUGCUGAAUGUGGUGGGUGUCAGCUGCAUCCUGGGCUUCACCACAAGCCUCCUGCACCUCCCUGGAUUGAGCACCCAACAGGAGAUGACCCCUUUGGGGUUCAGAAGUCGUGGCUUGCUCUCCACUAAUAGCCAUAUUCAGGCAUUUACUACCAAAGAGAUUAUUGGUUUCUGCAUUGGCUCAAUAUCCUCAGUGCUCUACCUCUGUUCCAGACUUCCCCAGAUCUACACUAAUUUUAAGAGGAAAUCAACUGAAGGUGUAAGUUACUUCCUGUUUGCUUUGGUCAUCCUGGGAAACAGUACUUAUGGCCUGAGCAUCCUUCUAAAAAACCCUGAUGCCGGCCAGGGCGAGAACAGCUACCUGAUCCAUCACCUUCCCUGGCUCAUCGGCAGCCUUGGCACUCUCUUCUUAGACCUCGUUAUCACCAUCCAGUUCAUCAUGUACCGGAAAGCUCGGGUGGAGGAGACUGGCAGCUACAGCGAGACGGCGCCCCUCAUCCACACUUAACUAGCAGACCGCCGCGUACGCUCAAACUCACAUUUCUACACGAUGUGUACGCGGGCAGAAAACCUCUCACGUGGUCUUAAUGUAGGAGGGACGACUGAGAGGUCACAGUCGUCAAAGCCAUCUAUCAACCCACACCCCUGAUUCUAAGUCAUGUUUGAUUUAUUGCACAUUGGAAACGUGCUGCUGUGGGUGAUAACGCCACACAGAGGUUUCGCUAAACGUAUUAUUGUGUUUUUUAAAGGUGCCAAAACACUAUUCCGGUGAUGUCAUCAUUUAGUGUUUUAGUUUAGCUCCUGUUAUAUUUAGUCAUAUGUAAAUGAUGUAAUGAUGGAUUUAAUGAUGUCUUUAAUUCAAAAAGGGAAAUCCUCUGUAAAUUAAAUCUUAAAUAUAAUUUAUUCAGUUAGGUGCCAUGACCAAAAAGUGAAUAUUUUAUUUUUAUUGUCUUCAUAUGGUUUUAUUUUUCAUAAACAGCAUCAACACCUAUGUUUGCACUGGUGAUGAAAGCGGCAUCACAUAAUACAGAUUUUUACUUUUGUUUAAUUUCCACCAUUUUUUGCACAUUUGUCACAACUGUUUUUGUACUUGAGGAAAAUAUGUUUACUAGGUCAUUGUACUGUAAACACUGAAAAAAUAAAAACAUUUUCUUCCCUGUU